AUGUGGACAAAUCCAAAGAAUGGACAUUGUUUAGAUUAUGUUCAUAACACAACAAUUGUACCAAAAGAAAAAGAUGAUUGUAUCUUCAUUCACAAAUGUGCAUUGAUCAGACGAGGUCAACAUUAUUUGUGUCCAUGUACAGGUAAUGGCUGUCGUGCUCAUUUCCAUCGCUAUUGUGGUUCAACUAAUGUCUCAUUAUUUGCUUAUCCACCUGGGCGUAUAUUCACACCAUUUGUUGAGACUUAUUACAAAAGCAAUGAGCACAAUUUUGAUCGUAAUGUAUGGCCCGAUGUUUUCAUUUUCACUCGUAGUAUUAAAUGUAAUAAUGAAAUGCGAGCAACACCGAAUACAACAAACCAACAAGAUUGGCUCUACAAUGAAGCGGUAGUAGUCACAUAUGUAAGAGUAAAAUAUAUGCAUCCAUUAGAGGUGCUUUUGUGUGAGAAGCAUGAAUCUAUCAAUGCGAAUCAAACAAACUACGGAAAUUGUUGGAAUGACACGUAUCCCAAUCAAGCCAAACAUUGUCCAAAUUCAAUACCAUAUGAUUGUAUCUCAAAAUAUCAUGUCAAAGAUGGCAUUCGUGAUUGUGCACAUACGGAAGAUGAGAAAACGGAUCAUUGGUUUGAAGAUUAUUCAUCAAUUCAGACGCAUCGUUUUCGAUGUUCAGAAACUGAACAAACUUGUUUGACACCUUUGUCAAUUGGAAAUAAUCUUCCUGAUUACACAAACACUACCGAAAAAGUUAAUAACUCGAUGAAAUUCUGGGAUUAUUGUAAUUCUUAUUGGGACAAGGGUUAUGGUGCCGAUGAAAUUGACUGUCAUCAAUGGAAAUGUCCAUCGCAUUACUCCAAUCGACGAUUUUAUCAAUGUCGAACAGGCCAAUGCAUUAACGAAGAUUGGUUGUGCAAUGGGGAUUGGGAUUGCUCAGAUGGAUCUGAUGAAGAAGGCAUUCAGCUAUUAACAGAGUACACUAUUGGUGAACAUAAUUUGAAAUUAUUUCAGUUACUAGGAACAAAUUUAACUGAACAGCAACGUCGAUGUUCGAAAGAGAAUUCAGAACGCCCAUUCAUACAAUUUUGUGAUAUCAAGACUGAAUAUCCUUGUUUGUUGGCGAAUGUAGAUGAUGCAUUGAACUUUCUAUUAAAUCGACCAUGUAUUAAUCUAACGCAACUGGGUGAUGGUCGUGUUGAUUGUUAUGGCGGCCAGUCACUUGUACGAUGCUUCUGUCCACCAAGUUAUUAUGGAAAUCGGUGUGAAUUCAUGAGUGAUCGAGUAACAGUGUUUAUUCGCUUUGAAAAUCAGACUAAUGGUUUGUCAAAAGGUGUCAUCAAAAUAUUAGCUCUACUCGUUGUUAUUGUCAAUGAUACAUCAACAGUUCUCGAUCAUCAUGAAGUUCAUUUUACAUCAGCACUUGACAAUUUUAAAGAGAAACAGAAAUUCUAUUUUGUUUAUCCUCGACCUCAUCAAUUACGAUCAAAUACACAUCGAUAUAUCGCUCGUUUUGAAGC
This is a messenger RNA of Rotaria sp. Silwood1, 1508 nucleotides long. NCBI's taxonomy places the organism in Eukaryota, Metazoa, Rotifera, Eurotatoria, Philodinida, Philodinidae. The record is from the annotation of a GenBank genome assembly.